AUGAAACCGGUAAUGACACUCACGACCGAAAACCUCCUUAAUCUAGAACCACUCCAUACGCCGACUCUAACACCACCAAACUCGACAACCAGCAUAGCAUCAGAUCUGCUCACACCGAAAUCCGACACAUCUACCAAUUACAACAUACCCAUAACCAUUUCAACUCUUCCAAACGAACUUUUAGUCGCCAUAUUCUCAUUCAUUCACGAUGACGUUCGCGGAACCCAAUAUCUCAUCGCCGCCUCACAAGUCUGUCGACUGUGGCAUUCCAACAUACUCGCCAUCCUCUGGUCUCGAGUCGAAAUCAAACGUCAAAACAAGUGGGACUUGAUACGCAAAGGAUUGAUUACAAAGUACGGUCACUUUGUUGGCGAGAUAUCGUUCUAUUCCGUGCUGUUUGACGCACAAGACAAGCGACAAUUAAUCGACAAGUGCCAAAACUUGAAAGGACUGAGUCUGGUAAAGUGUCGAGGGUUGGAUGAAAAGUUUUUAGAAGAGUGGACAAAAGUUAACAGUAUGACACUGAGAACGUUUACCAUUUGGGGUCCAGGGGUAUACGAGUCGCUGGCAACUGAUGUUACCAAUUAUUUACUGCUACCCAUGCUGAAACACGCUAAUCGUCUGGAAGAACUUCACAUUGUCUGUUCGGCCAUAACCGAUGAAUUCCUUUCCGAUAUAGCAUUUCACACGACAACAUGGCCUCAUCUCGCUCUCCUCGAUCUGACCGAAUGUGGUAAAAUCACUGCUUCCGGUGUAGCUGAACUGUUUACAUGUCCUCAACAAUUUCCUAAAUUGUCUCGAUUACAGUUACAGUACAAUGAAGACAAUUACUUGGAUGUAGACUUUUUUGAAUUUCUGGCAGUUA
Molecule: messenger RNA, 865 nt
Organism: Paraglomus occultum
Lineage: Eukaryota; Fungi; Glomeromycota; Glomeromycetes; Paraglomerales; Paraglomeraceae
Source: the annotation of a GenBank genome assembly